AUGACCACUGAUGCUGGAACUACAGGAGUUGCUCCCACUCCUACCAAUGUCUUGGAAGGAAAGAACCACAAUGGGCUAGAUCUUCUUGAUAUCUUCAAGACCACUGUCUUUGAGAACAAAGCACUGCAUGAAGGUGCGAGCACGGCUAUGAUCCGGAAGGAUUUCCAGAAGUGGGCUAGGACGGUGAUCCUGGAAGAGCAGGGGUGUUUCGCCUGA
Molecule: messenger RNA, 216 nt
Organism: Penicillium cinerascens
Lineage: Eukaryota; Fungi; Ascomycota; Eurotiomycetes; Eurotiales; Aspergillaceae
Exons: 2
Coding region: 1-216 (71 amino acids)
Source: RefSeq, a predicted model, not a curated record